This is a messenger RNA of Vombatus ursinus (common wombat), 688 nucleotides long. RefSeq names its product zinc finger protein 879-like. The record is from RefSeq and is a predicted model, not a curated record. The transcript has 6 exons. Lineage: Eukaryota; Metazoa; Chordata; Mammalia; Diprotodontia; Vombatidae. Gene Ontology annotation, biological process: regulation of DNA-templated transcription. The coding region runs from base 104 to 688 and encodes 194 amino acids.
GGAUAUUGGCUUCCCUUUCUGUGUCCUGAGCUGAAGUGUGACGGGAGCCUUUGGCCCCGGGGCCUCUGCUCUGCCCAGGAGGCGCUUUCACGGUGCAAAAGGGAUGGUUCCUCUGCUCCUGACAGCCAGGCUUGCAAGGGAAUCAGUGACGUUCAAAGAUGUGGCUGUGGAAUUCUCUCUGGAGGAGUGGGUACAUUUGAAUCCAUCUCAGAAAAAGUUGUACAGGGAUGUGAUGCUGGAGAACUAUAGGAACUUGGUCUCUUUGGGAUUUGCAGUUUCCAAGCCAGAUGUGAUCCACCAAAUGGAAAGAAAGGAAGCAUCUUGGAUGCCAGAGACAGAUGUCCCAAGAAGCAGCUGUCCAGACAGCAAAGAAUUUACUAGAGAAAAACCUUAUGAAUGUAAGGAAUGUGGAAAGGCCUUCCACUUUAACUCAGAACGUGAUCGACAUCAGAGAAUUCAUACUGGAGAGAAACCUUAUGAGUGCAAUGAAUGUGGGAAAGCCUUCCGCCUUACCGUACAACUUACUCUACAUAAAAGAAUUCAUACUGGAAUGAAACCUUAUGAAUGUAGUGAAUGUGGGAAGAUCUUAAGUAGCAAAACAUCACUUAAGGCACAUAAUAAAAUUCAUACUGGAGAGAUGCCUUAUAAAUGUAAGGAGUAUUCCAAAAACUUAGCUGUGAGACUUUGA